Messenger RNA from Pungitius pungitius (ninespine stickleback), 2511 nucleotides. It is a transcript of the gene pianp, whose product is annotated as PILR alpha associated neural protein. Lineage: Eukaryota; Metazoa; Chordata; Actinopteri; Perciformes; Gasterosteidae. Gene Ontology annotation, cellular component: membrane. The record is from RefSeq and is a predicted model, not a curated record. The transcript is spliced from 6 exons. The coding region runs from base 491 to 1144 and encodes 217 amino acids. Gene Ontology annotation, biological process: regulation of immune response.
UUUUACCCCCCCCCCCUCGUUCCUGCCUUACUUCCCCCUUCUCUUUGCUGUUUGUAUUUCUGUAUCUUGCUCUCUGGGGUGUCUUUGCCUGUUUUUGUAAACAUCAUUGAAGAGUUUUUUUUAACCUCUCUGCUCUAAAGAGAGCUUACCAGAAUCAUCCUCGGUAUCAUCUCUGUUUGCCACCUUAAAUUAAUUUCUUUUCCUCUGCGUCCAUUUUAAUUGAACCAGUUUUUUUUUUAAAAGCACAUAAUUAGCAUUUAAAUCUCUUUCCUACAGUCUCUUGCACUCCCUACGUCGCUCUCUCUCCCCUCUCUCACUCUAGCAGACUCUACAUGUCUCAGUCGCUAAGGCAACCGAUGCUUUUUUUUUUUUUCUCGCUUGCUCUCUGUAUCUCCCCCGUUUCUCUCUGUCUCCCUCUCUCAUUCCCUCUCUUCACUGCCAGAGAGAGAGAUGAUCGGAGGAGCGGCGUCCCAGUGAACAGAGCGAAGCGAUGGAGAGAUGCUCCAUCUCUCCUGUCACACAACUGACUGCCCUUCGCUGCCUCACCUCCAUCCUCCUGGUUGCUCUGGUGACACAGCCCUCCACCUGUAACCGUGACAAUAGUGAGGACGAGGAGCAGGCAGACGCCCUGUCCGUCACAGCCCAGGUCACACCCACCCCUCUGUGGGCGGUGGUCUGGGGUCCAACGCAGCCUCUAGAGGAUGAGACCUAUCACUUCCUUUCAAGCCAGGAAACUGACCCCUUGCACCGGCAUGGGCAUCAGCAGGGGGCCAGCACUACCAAGUCAAACUGGCCCUCGAGCCUGCAGCCCCGAGAGGAUGCACCGCUGGAGUCUGAGGACCAUGGGGGAGUGGAGGACAGAGAGACGGGGGCGGAGGAGACGGAGCUUGAGGAAGUGGACCCUCAGUUCUACGUCACCGUGACCAUCUCCUCGCUGCUCAUCCUGACGGCCGUCAUCAUCACAGCUAAACUCUGUUACGACCGCAGCUGUUCCCAGCAUCCACCCCCUCUUUCCCGUGGCGUGGCCCCCCCACUCUCCCUCGCGCUUCCCCGUUCCCUUGCUUCGGAGGACAGCCGGCAGACGUUGCACAGCACCUCCUCCUCCUUCACCGACAGGGAGAGGAUCCCAGUUGUGAUCCUCUGAGCUGAGACGUUUUUUUUCUCCAUAUGGUAAACAUUUCUCCCGGGCCUGAAGAGGAACAUCAGCACAACCAGAGGGUUUGCCCGCAGCAACGUUUAUCUUCUCUGAAACUGUGAAAGGAAUCCAGGGGUCCCAGGUAUCCCGCCAUCACAAAACUUCGAGGCUUCCUUGAGGUCUAAAACAACCCGAACACGUCCACCUGCUGCUCCUUCCUUCCGUCCUCUGUGCUUGGUAUACGUUUCUUUCAUGUGGCUCAUGCGUCACUGUUACCUGCUCCCUGUUUUCUUUCCCCUGUAUGGCCCCGAGCUCCUCCAAGCCGAGCGCUCCGUUCUUCAGACCCGCCAUGACUAACACUCAACAAGCAGUUCAACGGACCGCCGAACAUCCAAUUGCAUCUGCAAAUUCAACACUGGUAGCUCCACAAGUGUUUUUCCGGUGAUUCUGCUGCCCGUGUGACGCCGCUCAGUGUUUCCUCCAAUCCAGUGGACUGUCUUUCAUGACAUGACGCUCAAGUUCAGUUCAGUUCCCGCAGGCUUGUAUCUGGUUCGCAAGCGGUUAAAGAGGCGUCCUCAGCAUCGCCAAACACUGAACGGGGUAUUUCACAAAGCUGUUUGGCACGGAUGUAGCCAACGGGCAAUGUGUUUAACAUGUCACGCUCCAAAAACUGCUGUUUAUUCCCCGCUUUUGGGCGCCCGGAAUGCAAAUAGUGCGGCUUUUUCCCUGUGCAUCGUGUAGGGGAGUCUGUUUUGUUUUGUUAUUUCCUCAUGAUUUGUUUUCUUAAUUAUCUGGCUGACGUUCACCUCUUUGUCGAGUCUUUGUGAGCACCCUCUGUUCCUGCCGGACUGUGUUAGAGGUGUGUUAAGCAUAUAGUACUUCCAGUGGCGGGGAUAAAAUAUUCACAGCGGCAAUGGAUAGAGGCAUUAGUGUUGAAAAUCGAUGACUCCCAAAAGGUUUUGGAUGGUGCACAACAAAGACGGAUUUAUGUUGUCAUGGAAAUGAGCAUCUGUGAACUGUACGCGUGAUCAAAAGACUGGUUUUACCAAGAUGAUUUUUUUUUUCUUCUCCCAACUGACAGCCAACCAUAUGGAUCUGAAAAAAAAACAAAAAAAUGCCAUCAUCUUUCCAGUCACUGUAUAUAAACUGUCAUGGGUGCACCAAGCAGUAAAUCAUGGAGCAUCAUUUCUGUCAAUGAAUCUGUAUGUACACUGUAUGAAAAACCUGGGAGAGUAGCUUCAAAUCUAUUAUUCAUACAUGUCUAUUUCACCUAUCAAUAAGUGAUGUCUUAUCAAACCUUUUCGACUCAAUCGUCAGUUUGUGUUUGCCAACUUUUCUAAGCAGCUUUGAGACAUUAACCCCCCCCCCCCCCCCCC